AGUGUACAGUGUGGGCGGGUAGUAGGGUGUGCGGCAGUGACGCCGGGAACCGGAGACUAUAUUAGUUCGGAGCUCUAAGAUUUUAACUCAGUAAAGGCAGCUCUUAUCUUGAUAAAAGGGGAUUUCUUUGCCGGAUUUACUUUAAAGCUAAUAAUGAAGAUGUCACGUUUCAGUCAUAAAUUUCUCCUGACCCUGGUGUUUGCCACUGUCGUGCUGGCUGUCCAUUCUACAGAGUGGCCGAAAAGCUCAUCAUCCAAUGAACUGGAAGCAUCUGGCAGCUAUACUGAAGAUGACGAAGAUGAUUCCUUUUACUCUGGUUCCGGUUCUGGUUCUGGUUCUGGUGAUGGCUUUAUGCUGGAAAAUAGCUAUUUUGCUGCAGAGUACACAAAAACAAUUCCUUCAACAGCUCCUAGCAGUUCACACUACUCAAGCCAAAAACCUGUAACUGAGAUCUCAAGCCAAGAUGUAUUGAAAGAUUUAAGCACAGUCCAAGUACAUCCUGAUGUGCUGGUUUUUAACACCACUGCUGACACAACAUUGACCACCACCCCUACGUCUUCCACUACUGUUUUAAAAAACAGUGAUGAGCAUGUUUCUGAAUUCACAACUAACAAUUUCCUACCAAAGGGUGCUAAUGCCAACUAUGACACUACUGCUACUGUUACUCAAAUGCAUAGUGCUUCUCAAAUGCAUACAACUAGAUCUAACAUUGCUCCCAGGAUACUUGUCCAUACAGCUGCUGUCGUCAAAGGAGAAUCCUUUACGGUGCCAAGUGUGAUUGCAGCAAAUGAAAUAACUACAACAGGACCAACGGAAGAUAAUAUAACUGAGGAGGAUACAACGAUAAUAGCGGAUUUGAACAGUGAAGAUGCAAUGAACGAGUAUUUCGACAAUGGAACAGCGGAUAGAAUUAUUGAUGAGACAAUAAAUCGAGUUGAAGCAAUUUUAGUCAAUCAACCAAACGAGCAACUGUCGCAUGAAAACAGUACACCUCAGAGUUUUUUGGAAAGGCGUGAAUUAUUGGCAGGUGCUGUUGCUGGAGGAUUUGUGGGACUCAUGAUUGCUGUUUUGCUGAUAGUAGCGUUGGUAUAUCGAAUGAAGAAAAAGGAUGAGGGAAGCUACACGUUGGAUGAAUCUAAGCAACCCAAUGGAGGCUACCAAAAGCCACAAAAGCAAGAAGAGUUCUAUGCCUAACUUAGUCCUACAAAUUCUGCAUUCUUCUUUUAUGCCAUAAGAUCAAAUUGUAUGUUUUUUCCUUUCUUUUCGCCUGCCUUACAAAAUGCAUCGGAAAACUGCCAUUCUAGUCUUGAUCUCUGUGAUAGUUGUACUUUCUGACAUUUUUGAGACAGGCAGAGAUAAUGUACUUGUUUAAUGGGAAAUAUUGCAAUUUGGCUUCUCAGGCAAGAAGACUUGGUUAAACUUUCACUUCAGUUUUUAUAUUCUGGUGGAUAACAAAGUUAGGCUUUAAUUUGGAUUAAAAAAAAAUUGGGCAUCUACAGUACUAAAUUGUAAAGCUGCAAAAUGUCUACACAUGUAAAUUUUUGUAAUGUAAAAAUAUUUACUAAAUGGGAGGGACGGAAGGUGACAAAGAGAUACUGAUGUGAUUUCAAACUAUAUGAAAGCUUAUAUGUAUCUAAUUAUAUAGGUAUAUAAUAUAGAGAAGACAGCUUGGCUAUGCAUUUGUUUAUAUUUUGUGUUGUAAAAUGUGAUUAACUGAGAAAAUGCAUUACCUUUUUAAAGAGCUGAUAUAUGAAUUGAUAUACUAAUUUUAACAAUUUCUCCAGUUUUUUUUUGACAAUUGAAGGAUUAAUUGGAAAAUUAUGUCCUUGUCAAAUUGUCCAAUUAAGCAAAAUAGGAUGGCAGGAAUAGUUGAUAUUUUUAUGAGUUACUUUUUUUUUAUCCUGAUGUUUUUCAGCUUCAUUCCUGUCAUCACUAUGUUUAUUGUAAUAUAACUAGUCAUUGAAGCACCUGAUCUAUUUUAAAGAGCUGGAUCUCAAUGUUUGUAUAAGAUGCAGUAGUUCUUGGAUGAUCCCUCCCAACUCCACCACCAUUUUGCACAGGCAGGUUUUUUUUUAAAAAUUCCUGAACUUCACUUAUCUUGGUGAUCUAACUUAACUAAAUAAAGUUGAUACAUUUUUUUAGAUAUUCCUUUUGUCUGCUUACUGUAAGUAUACUGUAAUUUCCUAAUCUAGCACUACAGCUAGUUUAUGCUGAGACUUUGAAAGGUCUACAAACAGAGUCAUUUACUGAAUGUGACAAGCAAAAAAGAAGUUGUGCACCCUUCUGUAUAGAUGGAUAUAUAAGAGAGGAAUUUUUACAUAAAAUAGCCUUUGUUGGAGAGGUUUCUUUUUCAACUGCCUCCCCAGUUCCUAAAAAAAUUAAUACGCAUGACGAUUUCCUGAUUUUUUUUCUUAUCAACGUCAUGCAUUUUGAAGCUGUUAAUUGUGAGCAAAUGGUUUAUUAAGUAAACAGUGGUGUGUGCCUCAUGGUAUCUUCCAGCUAAUCCACUUGAUUUAAAUUCGGCUGUGAAAUUGAGCUGUAUUCACAACCUGAUCCCUCUGCAGGAUGAGAUCUGUAGAACACUUCUAAGGUAACAAAGAUUAAAACAUACAAUUAUUUUUUUGUACAACAGAAAUAGUAGUCAAUUUGAGGAUUGAACCAUUUGUAACUACCAAAAAAAAAGGCCAGUUAUCAAAAGAUUUGAUUAAACAUAGGGAUUGAGACUUAGUGAUUAAUUCCUUAAGUGUUGAAGUAUGUAUGAUGGUUUCUAUUUAUUACCUGUGCUAUUUCUAUAUGUAUCAAGCAAUAAAAGCACUUUGGCACACUA
Molecule: messenger RNA, 2827 nt
Organism: Hypanus sabinus (Atlantic stingray)
Lineage: Eukaryota; Metazoa; Chordata; Chondrichthyes; Myliobatiformes; Dasyatidae
Product: syndecan-1-like
Exons: 5
Coding region: 154-1194 (346 amino acids)
Biological process (GO): cell migration
Cellular component (GO): cell surface; membrane
Source: RefSeq, a predicted model, not a curated record